Quercus robur (English oak) is the source of this 1801-nucleotide messenger RNA. Its product is annotated as autophagy-related protein 18c. Gene Ontology annotation, cellular component: extrinsic component of membrane; cytosol; phagophore assembly site membrane. Gene Ontology annotation, biological process: protein localization to phagophore assembly site; protein lipidation; autophagy of mitochondrion. The transcript is spliced from 5 exons. The record is from RefSeq and is a predicted model, not a curated record. Gene Ontology annotation, molecular function: protein binding; phosphatidylinositol-3-phosphate binding; phosphatidylinositol-3,5-bisphosphate binding. The coding region runs from base 322 to 1575 and encodes 417 amino acids. Lineage: Eukaryota; Viridiplantae; Streptophyta; Magnoliopsida; Fagales; Fagaceae.
AGAGAGAGAGAGAGAGAGAGAGAGAUUGGGUAUAGUGUAGGAAGGACGGAAGGAGAGAAUUCAGUGGGAACAGGUGCAUAAUAAGAAAAGAAAAGGCGGUCUCUGGUCUCUGAAUCUGAAUCUAAUUGUAAUUGAGAUUUGAGACGACGACACGACAAGUGGUGCGGCGUCUCUCCCUCAAACUCAAACUCAAACUCAAACUUAAAAGUGUUUGUUUUUAUUUUGUGUAAUAAUCUUCUUCAAUCGGAGACGGAGAGGGAUCGAUCUGAUCAGAAACAAAAGAAAAAAGCUAGUACUUUGAUAACUGUCCCUUCAUUGCACAUGAGUUCAACAGUUUCAACAUCUCGAGGAUUACUUCCACCGGCAAGGAUUGGCACCUGUGAAACCCCAAACGCCGGGCCUUCUGGAUCUUUCAGCCAGCCUGAACUGGAGUUCAAUGACACUGAUGACACUGAGUUACUCUCUGUAUCUUGGAAUCAGGACUAUGGUUGCUUUGCUGCUGGCACAAGCCGUGGUUUUCGUAUCUAUAACUGUGACCCUUUCAAGGAAACUUUUAGACGUGAUUUGAAAAGCGGGGGUUUUAAAAUUGUUGAGAUGCUCUUCAGGUGCAACAUUCUGGCACUUGUUGGUGGUGGAGCUAAUUCCCAGUAUCCACCAAAUAAAGUUAUGAUUUGGGAUGAUCAUCAGAGUCGGUGCAUUGGUGAAUUUGCAUUUAGGUCUGAGGUUCGUGCUGUGAAAUUAAGACGGGAUCGGAUCGUUGUUGUUCUUGAGCACAAGAUUUAUGUAUACAACUUUAUGGAUCUGAAGCUUCUUCAUCAGAUUGAGACUCUGGCAAAUCCUAGGGGUUUGUGUUGCCUCUCACACCAUUCGAAUGCAUUUGUGUUGGCUUGCCCAGGUCUUCAAAGAGGACAGGUUCGAAUUGAACAUUUUGGGCUGAAUAUGACAAAAUUAAUUCAAGCUCAUGAUUCUCAGAUUGCAUGCCUCACCUUGACAAUGGAUGGGCUGCUUCUUGCAACUGCUAGUACAAAAGGCACUUUGAUAAGACUAUUUAACACAAUGGAUGGGAGUCGCUUACAAGAGGUACGUAGAGGAGGCAACAGAGCAGAAAUUUAUAGUAUUGUGCUCUCUCCAAAUGUCCAAUGGUUGGCAGCAUCAAGCGACAAAGGUACUGUUCAUAUAUUUAGCCUCAGAGUUAGAGUGGUUGGGGAGGACUCAUCUGCUCAGUCAAAUGCUGCUCAAGGGCUAGCAAUGUUGCAGCAGAAUUCUUCAACUGCCCUAGAUGCUCUUAUUUCUCCAAAUACUGGUGCCAACCCUGGGUCAUCAUUAUCUUUUAUGAGAGGGGUUUUACCAAAAUAUUUCAGCUCAGAAUGGUCAUUUGCUCAGUUCCACUUGCCAGAAGACACACAAUUCAUUUCAGCGUUUGGAUCUCAGAACACUGUUGUUAUAGUUGGUAUGGAUGGGAGCUUCUACAGAUGCAGCUUCGACCCAGUGCAUGGAGGGGAGAUGCUACAGCAGGAAUAUGUACGCUUUCUAAAAACUGAAAGAGGCCUGGAUAGGGAUGUACUGAUAGCAUGAGCAGUAAAUUCUUCUCAUCAUGUGUAAAAAUGAAGCUCGAAUGUCUUGCUGUGUAAAUUCAUCUUAAGGCUAUAGUGGUCUUCUUCACGGAUGAUGUAUAUAUAGGUCUUAUUACCGAGUGUCAUGAAGAUACAAAUUAAGAAAUAUUGAAGUGUUCAAUUAUGAGCUAAAAGGGAAAAAAAUGUAUUUGUCAAUAAUUAAUUGGUCCUCACAAAUUCAUGUUGUA